Molecule: messenger RNA, 875 nt
Organism: Drosophila takahashii
Lineage: Eukaryota; Metazoa; Arthropoda; Insecta; Diptera; Drosophilidae
Biological process (GO): positive regulation of voltage-gated potassium channel activity; regulation of synaptic transmission, cholinergic; sleep
Source: RefSeq, a predicted model, not a curated record
GUUUUCAGAUUCAUCUCGACGGUGCUCGCGUCAAGUUGUCCGCUCGCAUUAAACAAUAAUAAUUGUGUGAGUUUGUGAGAAUAAUAGUGUGUUGUAACCAUUUGUGACCAUAAAGAGUUGUCAAUUAAACUUCUCGAAGCAUCAGCGUUGGAUAAGUCAGCUAUCGGUGAUCUGUAACCCGAACGAAAAACCACAAAAUGUCACCAACUAUGUUCAUCUAUGCCGUGUGCCUGGGAUUGGUCGCCAAUUUCUUAACAGUGAGUGCCAUUCGGUGUCAUCAGUGUAACUCGCACGACAACGAGGACUGCGGUGGCCUGGUCGUGAACACUCCCCGCGCCCAAAGGGACAACCAAUACCUGACGGACUGCACGCCACCCAGUGGCAAGGAAGCCUUCUGCCGAAAGACGGUGAUUAAGUUCGAGGUUGACGAUUCGCACAGGAUCGAGAGGAGCUGCGGUUAUAUUCCGGAGAAGAUACAGAAUGCCUGCUUCACGGCCGACAACGAGGGCUACAAGCAGAUCAUCUGCACCUGCCCCGAGGAGGGAUGCAAUGGCGCCACCUCACUGCUGGGAGCCCGACAGGUGGGCUACAGUCUGGUGGGAUCUGUGGUCAGUCUGGUGGCGGCCGCCGUCUUCAGUCGUUAAAUUAACACCUAAACUUCCGCAUCCUGCAUCCUGUAUCCUGCAUCCAAAAAGUACCUUAUCUUAACUGGUUAAACUAAGUCUUAAAUAUUUUGCACUAAGUUCUUUGAUGUUUGCCAUAUCUAGCUACGUACACAAUCCCCCGUCUGUCUUGGCAACUCUUGCGCGUUAAGUCUCGUAUUUUGUAUUCGUAAUUGUAGUUUCUAUGAAAAUAUAAGCAUAAUAUUUAACUGA